This is a messenger RNA of Menidia menidia (Atlantic silverside), 2113 nucleotides long. The record is from the annotation of a GenBank genome assembly. Lineage: Eukaryota; Metazoa; Chordata; Actinopteri; Atheriniformes; Atherinopsidae.
UUGCAGUCAAGACCGGGAUUUAAAAAAAAAAAAAAAAAAGGGGGCGGGGGGCGGGGGAGGAUGGCGGUGGCUCUGGAAGAAGUGUGGGGCCGGGUGAAGAAUGUCUGCAAGCAGAACGGACUGCUCAUCCUGUCCGUGCUGGCCGUGGUCAUCGGCUGCCUGCUGGGCUUCUUCCUCAGGGGAAAGCAGCUUUCCCAGCAGGAGGUGAAGUAUUUCCAGUUUCCCGGAGAGCUGCUAAUGAGGAUGCUGAAGAUGCUCAUUUUGCCGCUCGUCGUAUCCAGCUGUUGGCUCGAGUUGCUACAGACCACUAACGUUUUCCCUCUUAUUCCUCUGUUUGUUCCCCUCUCCUUCAGUUUGAUGUCGGGACUGGCUGCGCUGGAUGCCAAAUGCUCAAGUCGCUUGGGGAUCAUGACCAUUUCUUAUUAUCUUUGGACCACCUUUGUGGCCGUGGUAGUGGGCAUCCUGAUGGUGUACAUCAUCCACCCGGGCGGUGCUGCCCAGAAGGAGGACUCAGACGAGAGCAAGAAGCCAAUGACCAGCUCUGCCGAUGCUCUCCUUGAUCUAAUUCGUAAUAUGUUUCCUGCCAACUUGGUUCAAGCUACGUUUCAGCAGUAUCGAACGGCGAGAGUUUCAGAGCUCAUCCCCAAGCCAACCGUGGCUCAGCUCCUGGAUGAAACCACCACACGCAGAGUCUACAUCUACGGCAUCCAGGACGACAACGGCACAGAUGUGCAGAACUUCUCCUUGGACCUCACACCGCCUCCUGAUGUAAUCGUGAAAACCUCCCCAGGCACCAGCGAAGGCAUGAACGUUCUGGGGAUUGUCAUUUUCUCUGCAACUAUGGGAAUAAUGCUGGGAAGAAUGGGGCCCAAUGGAAGUGCUUUGGUCAACUUCUGCCAAAGUUUAAAUGAGGCAGUUUUGAAGAUAGUUGCCAUUGUUAUCUGGUAUUUCCCCUUUGGUAUUGUAUUCCUGGUAGCUGGGAAGAUCCUGGAGAUGGACGACCCUUCGGCCAUGGGGAAAAAAUUGGGCUUUUAUGCCAUCACUGUGGUAAUGGGCUUAGUGCUGCACGGUCUAUUCAUCCUGCCAUCUAUGUACUUCUUCAUCACAAAGAAGAGUCCCAUAGUUUACAUCAGAGGUAUUCUUCAGGCCUUGCUCAUUUCGUUGGCCACGUCAUCCAGCUCUGCCACUCUGCCUAUCACCUUUAAGUGCCUCCUCGAGAACAACCACAUCGACAGACGCAUCAUCCGCUUCGUGCUACCGGUCGGAGCCACCAUCAACAUGGAUGGCACUGCCCUCUAUGAGGCGGUGGCAGCCAUCUUCAUUGCCCAAGUCAAUAAUUAUGAGCUGGAUUUUGGGCAAAUCAUCACCAUUAGUAUCACCGCCACGGCCGCCAGCAUAGGCGCAGCUGGAAUCCCACAGGCCGGACUUGUUACUAUGGUGAUCGUGCUCACCUCUGUGGGUCUACCUACCGAUGACAUCACUCUCAUCAUUGCUGUCGAUUGGGCUUUGGAUCGAUUCAGGACCAUGGUCAAUGUGAUGGGGGACGCUCUGGCCACGGGCAUCAUGGCCCACAUCUGCAGGAAAGACUUUGUCAAAGAGGGGGAGCAGGCACCUCUGAUAUGUGAAACGAAGCCCAUGUUGAGCAUCCAGCAGAUGAUGACUUACCAGAACCAGAAGAACGGCUGCUACCAGCCCCCGCCGGGAGGCAAACAGGACCACCUCUCGCCCGAUGUGGCCCGCCUCAUCCAGCUGGAGGAGGGCAUUCGACCGGUGGAGAAGAAGAAGCACGGCCAUCCCUCGCACCACAAAAGAGAGCACAGAGACAAGGACCACUGUUCUGUUGACAUGAAUGGGCUGGAGACAAAUGUGUAAAAAAAUAAAAUAAAAUAAAAAGACGCUGGUCGACCGACAGCUAAAGGCGCGCGCACAGCUGCAGAACCAGCAGGAGAGGGAAACACACUGAAGAGCCGUGGUGACCUCUGUAAGUCCACGCGCUUUUGUCUUUCAAGGCGAAAAUGCCGCCAAGAGCAGACGGUGGCGAGGAAAGAAAAAAAAAAAAAAAAAAAGAUUCUAAAGACUGUAUUUUUUUCUAUCAAUCUAUAACAUGGCCCUC